AUGACCGGGGUAGGGGCGGCAGGGGUGGCAGUGGUGACAGGGGCGGCAGGGGCGGCAGGGGCAGCAGGGGCGGGGCCAGUGGGUGAUCUGUACAUUCGCGGGCUGUCCUGGGGCACAUCGUCCGAUAGCCUCCGCAACUACUUCUCUCAAUUCGGCGAGGUGUCCCUGUGCUCUGUCAUCACGGAGCCCAGUGGCCGCUCCAGAGGCUACGGCUUUGUCAACUUCAGUGAUCCUGAGGCCAUAGCGCGUGUUCUCAGCUCUCCAGACGCCCUCACAGCUGAUGAAAUGCGCUCCUACUUUCUCAGGUACGGCCCAGUGGCGGACCUGUUCCAUCCGCAGCCCAGCAGGGGCUUUGCCUUCGUCACCUUCCAGACAGAGGAUGCUGCACGCUCCGCCAUGCAGGUGAAGGAGCAGGUCAUUGCUGGGGUGAGGGUGCACGUCAAGCCACCAGCGCCAAAGGCUUCCUCUGCCAUGGCCGGCAUGGCCGGCAUGGGCGGUAUGGGUGGUAUGGGUGGUGUGGGCGGCAUGGGUGGUAUGGGCGGCAUGGGUAGCAUUGGCAGCAUUGGCAGUAUGGGAAGUCUGGGUAGUAUGGGCAGUAUGGGUAGUAUGGGCAGUAUGGGCGGAAUGGGUGGUAUAGAAAGCAUGGGGAGCAUGGGCGCGCUUGGCGGACAGCUGGGAGUGUCGCCAUUGGUGGGGCAGCAACCGGCAGCGCUGUCAGGGCCUUCUCUAUUUAUAAGCAACCUGCACUACAGUGUCACAGUGCAGGAUCUGACGGAGUAUUUUAUGGUGCAUGGUGCGGUGCUGGGGGUGGACAUGUUUCGAGAUGAAAAGGGUCGAUCCAGAGUAAACCUCUUACCCGAAACUUCAUGUUUUCGUCUCACCAUCAUCUAG
Molecule: messenger RNA, 891 nt
Organism: Closterium sp. Yama58-4
Lineage: Eukaryota; Viridiplantae; Streptophyta; Zygnematophyceae; Desmidiales; Closteriaceae
Source: the annotation of a GenBank genome assembly